CUGGAACUCACAUGUCGAUGAGGCUGUGAUCGUUGGGUGGCGUGUUUUGCUUUCAUGUUCAAUCGUCCCGUCUUGUCCCUUCUCGCCGCACACACACAUGCUACAUCUCUACGUCUGCCCACGCCUCGCCAGCACCAGCUCCCCGCCCGCGACCUUGGCCCUUCGAUCGACCACCGGCUUCGCGGAUGUCUGCAUUGGAGACGAGAGCUGUGCACGGAACUGCUGCCGCUCGGCCCUCUGGCCCGUAUAAUGCGCAACUGAAGACCAUGUCCAGAUCAUCCAUGUCCAUCGAUGCGCUGCUGCGACCAGACUCCGCAGAAACACAACAAGUGCAAAAGUUCGGCGAACUGGGUCGAACCUACUACCGCCACGGCCAGCAUGUAUACAUGUUUCCCGCCGACGACAACGAGCUCGAGCGACUGGACAUUGUGCACCGGCUCAUAUACACGGUUGCUCUGAACAAGCAACUGCACAUUGCAUCCUUCACAGCUCCACCGAGGCGAAUUUUAGACAUCGGCUUCGGCGAUGGCUACUGGAUGCUCGAGAUGAGGGAUCGAUACCCGUCGACAGAAAUCAUCGGUCUCGACUUGGUCAAUGAUUCGCAGCCACCGCGAGACAGGAACUGCCAAUUCCAAGCUCCUGUUGAUUUCAAUGCGCCAACUUGGCCCAUCGAAGAUUCCUCAGUAGACCUGGUUCACAUGGCACAGCUGUGUGGCUCUGUACCCGAUUGGGUAGCGCUGUACCGAAGAGCAUAUCGCUCGCUUCGCCCGGGCACAGGCCAGGUCGAGCAUAUCGAGAUUGACUGGAAACCCCGAACUUCCGCUCGCGAGUUUCCUCCUCAGGGAUUUGAUCUACUCAGAUGGUGGGAAUACACAUUGCAUGCUUCCCAGAUGGCCGGCAAGUCGCUGGAGUAUCGCGACGAUACCGAGGACCUUCUCGAGCAGGCCGGCUUCGUCGACAUUUCUCACAAGAGGUUUCGGGUCCCCCUUUACGUUGCGGCAACGAAAGAUAAGCGGGAGACAGCCUUGGCCCAUGCUUAUCAAAUGGCCAUGGGCUAUCAGGGUUCGCAGUCUUUCACUGCUUUCAGCAUGUCACUCUUCACAAGAGUGUUUGGUUGGCCGGCACAGUCGGCAGCACAGACUUGCGCAGCUGCACUCGCUGUGAUACAAGGACACCCUUUACCCCUGUACAUCAAUUUGCACGUUUGGACUGCUCGAAGACCCCAAAGCUAAAAGGUCGUGCUUGGCUCGCAGUCUUCGAUUUAAUGAUGACUGCCGCCAUCAUUAUCGCGUCGCAGAUAUGAGAGUGCAUACGAGAGUGUGAGGACGUUUAUGAAGAAGCUUUUUUAACAGCAGAUGGUCUGCAUAGGGCGAGAUCUCGCCCACGUCCAACCAUCCAUCUGUCCAUCCAUCCUUCGUUCACCACGCCUGCAGGACCAUCUCCCACGUGCCCGGGCUACGGUAGCACGGAAAAGCCGGGGAUUAAGCUUCCAAACAGAUCGAGUCUGACGAUCUAUUUUGGACCGCUGCUAAUAUGAGCAAAGGCCCGUGACAAGAAGCGAUAUUGGCAACUCAUCAGCAACACCCGUCAUGACACCCGAUGAGCGUGCACAAAGUUCACACGUCUGCCCAAUGAUGGAAUUUUACAGCCACAACCGGAUCAGCAGAAUGCUCAAGCAGAGCUCUCCAUUCUUUGUUCUGCAACCGGGCACUCGCAGGGAGCGGCAAUCUAUCUUGGGUGGACGCAAGAUGCCAGCGUUGUUGUUGCAUUCUGCCUCUCGGGAUCACAACUGGAUCACGAGAGGGACACGGAUCUCUCCUUGGUGGAGCGAACAACAGCUUUGAUCAAGAAUCGAGGGAUGAAGUGGACUGUCCGGACAGGUGCAAACACUUUCGGCUCUCGUAUAUCCGGCUUUACAUGUAUGAUCUAUUAAGGCGCUGUUGGCCGCAGAGCCCGCGCGCCUGCGCAUUGUGCAAAGUCUGAGAGCGGGAAGGGAAUCUAUAAUGAAUAGGGAACAAGGAAAUAACAGAAACUCCAUUCAUCUCC
This is a messenger RNA of Pseudocercospora fijiensis CIRAD86, 2046 nucleotides long. RefSeq lists its product as uncharacterized. The coding region runs from base 186 to 1232 and encodes 348 amino acids. The transcript has 4 exons. The record is from RefSeq and is a predicted model, not a curated record. Lineage: Eukaryota; Fungi; Ascomycota; Dothideomycetes; Mycosphaerellales; Mycosphaerellaceae. Gene Ontology annotation, molecular function: methyltransferase activity.